CCCCUUAGGCGCAGCGGAGGAGAAGGGGGCGACGAUGAAGACUUUAGUUUUUUUUUUUUAAUCAUUGAAAAGCCUUAAAAGGAGACUCGUAAUAAUAACAAUUAAGAAACCCGAAUGCAAACUGAAACAACCAUGUCUGGAGAAGUGCGUUUGAAGCAGUUGGAGCAGUUUAUUUUGGAUGGGCCAACUCGGACUAAUGGGCAGUGCUUCAGUGUGGAAACUUUGCUGGAUAUACUCAUCUGUCUUUAUGAUGAAUGUAAUAAUUCCCCUCUGAGAAGAGAGAAGAACAUCCUUGAGUAUCUAGAGUGGGCCAAACCUUUUACAUCUAAAGUGAAGCAGAUGCGACUACAUAAAGAAGAUUUUGAAAUCCUGAAAGUGAUUGGUCGAGGAGCCUUUGGGGAGGUAGCAGUAGUAAAACUGAAGAAUGCGGAUAAGGUUUUUGCCAUGAAGAUACUUAAUAAGUGGGAGAUGCUGAAGAGAGCUGAGACAGCCUGUUUUCGAGAAGAAAGAGAUGUAUUAGUGAAUGGAGAUAACCAGUGGAUCACAACAUUACAUUAUGCAUUCCAGGAUGAAAACUAUUUAUACCUGGUUAUGGAUUACUAUGUCGGAGGAGACCUGCUUACAUUACUCAGCAAGUUUGAAGACCGACUACCUGAAGAUAUGGCUCGUUUUUAUUUGGCUGAAAUGGUGAUAGCUAUUGAUUCAGUUCAUCAGUUGCAUUAUGUUCACAGGGAUAUUAAGCCAGACAACAUUUUGAUGGAUGUGAAUGGACAUAUUCGAUUAGCAGAUUUUGGUUCUUGUUUGAAACUUAUGGAAGAUGGAACGGUCCAAUCUUCAGUGGCAGUUGGAACGCCAGAUUACAUCUCUCCAGAAAUCUUGCAGGCCAUGGAAGAUGGAAAAGGGAAGUAUGGGCCCGAGUGUGACUGGUGGUCCCUAGGUGUUUGCAUGUAUGAAAUGCUUUAUGGAGAAACACCCUUUUAUGCUGAGUCCUUGGUGGAGACCUAUGGGAAAAUAAUGAACCACAAAGAGAGGUUUCAGUUUCCUGCUCAAGUGACAGAUGUAUCUGAAAGUGCAAAGGACCUAAUCCGAAGGCUCAUUUGUAGCAGAGAGCAUCGACUUGGACAAAAUGGGAUAGAAGACUUUAAGAACCAUCCAUUUUUUUCUGGGAUUGAUUGGGACAACAUUAGAAACUGUGAGGCACCUUACAUCCCAGAAGUCAGCAGCCCCACUGAUACAUCAAACUUUGAUGUGGAUGAUGAUUGCUUAAAGAAUUCUGAAACCACACCUCCACCAUCACACACUGCAUUUUCUGGCCAUCAUUUACCAUUUGUGGGUUUCACAUAUACAAGUAGCUGCGUACUUUCAGACCGCAGCUGUCUAAGACUGACAGCUGGACCACCCUUCAUGGAUCUUGAUGCCAGCAUUCAAAGAACUUUGGAGGAUAGUUUAGCAACAGAAGCUUAUGAGAGGAGAAUAAGACGUCUAGAACAGGAAAAGCUUGAGCUUAGUAGAAAACUGCAAGAGUCCACCCAAACAGUCCAGGCUCUGCAGUAUUCAACAGUAGAUGGUCCAAUAACAGCAAGCAAAGAUUUAGAAAUUAAAAAUUUGAAAGAAGAAAUUGAGACUUUGAAGAAACAAGUAACAGAUUCUGGUCAGCUGGAACAGCAACUUGAGGAGGCCAGCAGUGCAAGGCGAGAGUUGGAUGAUGCUUCCAGACAAAUAAAAGCUUUUGAGAAACAGGUCAGAAUGCUGAAGCAAGAGAGGGAAGAUCUUAAUAAGGAACUGGCAGAGUCUAGUGACAGAUUAAAAUCCCAAGCCAAAGAGCUGAAAGAUGCACACAGCCAGCGGAAACUGGCAAUGCAGGAGUUCUCAGAGAUGAAUGAGCGCCUGACAGACUUGCACUCUCAAAAACAAAAGCUUGCCCGCCAGCUCCGAGAUAAGGAGGAAGAAAUGGAAGUGGUGAUGCAAAAAGUAGAAAGUUUAAGGCAAGAGUUACGCAGAACAGAGAGACUUAAAAAAGAACUGGAAGUCCAAGCUGAAGCUGCAGCUGCUGAGGCAUCCAAAGACAGGAAAUUACGAGAGAGGAGUGAACAGUACUCUAAACAGUUGGAAAGUGAAGUAGAAGGGCUAAAGCAAAAACAGGUUGGUCGCUCACCUGGGAUAAGCAGUAUAGAACACCAGCAAGAGAUUACUAAAUUAAAAGCAGACCUCGAAAAGAAAAGUGUUUUCUAUGAAGAGGAAUUAUCUAAACGUGAAGUAAUGCAUGCUAAUGAAAUAAAAAGUCUGAAGAAAGAACUGUGUGAUGCAGAGAGCCAGCAGCUUGCCCUCAAGAAGGAGAUCAUGGUUUUGAAAGACAAGUUAGAGAAAACCAGAAGAGAAAACCAAAAUGAAAGAGAGGAAUUUGAAACACAGUUCAAACAGAAGUAUGAACGAGAAAAAAUACUGCUAACAGAAGAAAACAAAAAACUUUCAAAUGAACUUGAAAAGCUCACCACCAUGUUUGAGAGGCUGAGUAUGAAUAACCGGCAACUGGAAGAGGAGAUGAGAGACCUGGCGGAUAAAAAGGAGUCCGUAGCCCAUUGGGAGGCCCAAAUUACUGAGAUCAUCCAAUGGGUCAGUGACGAGAAAGAUGCUCGUGGUUAUCUUCAAGCUUUGGCCUCUAAAAUGACUGAAGAACUAGAGGCCCUGAGGAACUCCAGUUUGGGUGCAAGAGCUACAGACAUGCCCUGGAAGAUGCGUCGCUUUGCAAAACUGGAUAUGUCUGCAAGGUUAGAACUACAGUCUGCUCUUGAUGCUGAAAUCCGAGCCAAACAAGCUAUUCAAGAUGAGUUGAAUAAAGUCAAAGCUUCCUGUAUCUCUACAGAGUGUAAAUUGCAAGAAUCUGAGAAGAAGAACAUGCAACUGUUGACAGAUAUUGAAAGGCUGAAAAAGGAGGCAGAAGAGCUUAGAUCAGAAAAGGGUGUGAAGCACCAAGACUCACAGAAUUCUUUCUUGGCAUUUUUGAAUGCGCCUACCUCUGCUCUGGAUCAAUUUGAAAUUGACUCAGUUGAGAAUUUUACAUUGUCUAAUACCCCACCACGGGAUGAAGAUAUCAAAUCUCACCUCCGUUCAAGAUCAAGGUCUCCUUCUACAGCUAGUGAGAUUGAACCUAUUGAGGUUACAGAUCAUCCGCCUCGUUCGAUUCACAUACCAUCCAUGAGGACAGCAUAUAUUGGAUCUGGACUCUCUGCACCAAAGCCUAAAGCCCAUCAGUUUGUAGUGAAAUCAUUUAAUACACCAACAAAAUGCAAUCAGUGCACAUCUCUGAUGGUUGGGUUAAUACGACAGGGCUGUACAUGUGAAGUAUGUGGAUUCUCUUGCCACGUGACCUGUGCAGACAAGGCUCCUGCUGUAUGUCCAAUCCCUCCUGAACAAACUAAGGGACCUUUGGGAAUAGAUCCGCAGAAAGGCAUAGGAACAGCUUAUGAAGGACAUGUCCGAGUACCAAAACCAGCUGGUGUAAAGAAAGGUUGGCAGAGAGCUCUGGCAGUGAUCUGCGAUUUUAAACUCUUCCUAUAUGAUGUAGCAGAAGGCAAGGCAUCCCAGCCCAGCGUGGUAGUGAGUCAGGUUAUAGACAUGAGGGAUGAAGAAUUCUCAGUGAGCUCUGUCUUGGCGUCGGAUGUUAUCCAUGCAAAUCGAAAAGAUAUCCCGUGUAUCUUUAGAGUUACAGCUUCCCAGCUCUCUGCAUCCAAUAGUAAGUGUUCAAUCCUGAUUCUAGCAGAUGGUGAGAAUGAAAAAAGCAAGUGGGUGGAGCACUGAAUGAAUUGCAUUAGGAUCUUGAAGAAGAACAAACUCAAAGACCGCUCAGUCUAUGUUCCCAAAGAAGCUUAUGACAGCACCUUACCCCUCAUCAAAACAACACAAUCAGCAGCAAUCAUAGACCAUGAAAGAAUAGCUUUGGGGAAUGAAGAAGGGUUAUUUGUUGUGCAUGUCACCAAAGAUGAGAUUAUCCGUGUUGGUGAUAAUAAGAAGGUUCAUCAGAUUGAGGUUUAUUCCCAAGUGAACAGCUCAUUUGCAGUUAUCUCAGGACGGAACCGUCAUGUGCCUUUCCCUGUUGCUGCCCUGGAUGGAAGGGAGACCGAGUUUUAUAAACUGGCAGACAAAGGCUGCCAGUCAAUAGUUUCUGGACACGUGCGUCACGGAGCUCUUACAUGCCUUUGUGUAGCUAUGAAAAGGCGUCUCUGUUAUGAACUAAAUCAGAGUAAGACACGUCACAAAAAGAUCAAAGAAAUCCAAGUUCGGAAUGUUCAGUGGAUGUCAGUCUUCAGUGAUCGUCUUUGUGUGGGCUACCAGUCAGGUUUCUUAAAAUAUCCUCUUCAUGGAGAAGGCAGUCCUUACAGUCUGCUUCAUCCAGAUGACCACACACUAUCAUUUAUCUCACAGCAGCCAACUGAUGCCAUCUGUGCAGUCGAAAUAUCAAAUAAAGAAUACCUGCUGUGUUUUAGCAGCGUAGCAGUUUAUGUUGACUGCCAAGGCCGAAGAUCCAGGCAACAAGAAUUGAUGUGGCCUGCAACUCCAUCUUCUUGCUGUUACAAUGCACCAUUCCUCUCUGUGUACAGUGAAAAUGCAAUUGACAUCUUCGAUGUGAACUCCAUGGAAUGGAUUCAGACUAUUCCUCUCAAAAAGGUACGACCCUUAAAUACAGAAGGAUCACUAAACCUUUUAGGCCUGGAGACAGUUAGAUUAAUAUAUUUCAAAAACAAAAUGGCAGAGGGUGAUGAGCUGGUAGUUCCUGAAACAUCAGAUAACAGCCGGAAGCAGAUGGUUCGAAACAUCAACAAUAAGCGUCGCUAUUCGUUCAGAGUACCAGAGGAGGAGAGGAUGCAGCAGAGGAGGGAGAUGCUACGCGAUCCAGAAAUGAGAAAUAAAUUAAUUUCUAACCCAACUAAUUUUAACCACAUAGCACAUAUGGGUCCAGGAGAUGGUAUACAGAUUCUCAAAGACCUUCCAGUGCAGCAUUCCCCUUACCAAUUCCCUCAUCAUCACUCCCGUCUGAUCUCCUCUCCAAGCAACUUUGAGCACAUCUACCACAUGACUGUUAAUUCAGCCGAAAAAUUCCUCUCUUAUGAUUCCAUAAACCCUGCAUUUUUCCCACCUCCGCGCUCUGUCCUUGGUACUCCAGACUUUAUGACUCUGAGGAAUCUUCGGCCUCAGGAAAGUCGUGCCGUGUUCAGUGGUUCUGUCAGUAUCCCAUCCAUCACCAAAUCCCGCACAGAGCCAGGACGAUCAAUGAGUGCAAGCAGUGGAUUAGCAGCACGAUCAUCUACACAAAAUGGCAAUGUUUUGUGGAGGGAAUUCUCAGGAGGUAGCUAUGGAGGAAAGCGUCAGACUAUGGCAUCACCCUCAGAUGGUUCCUUAUCCUCUGGUGGCCUGGACCAAGGCAGUGAUGCACCAACAAGGGACUACGAGCAAGAGGACUCUGACUCUCCGAGACAUUCGACUGCAUCAAACAGUUCCAACCUCAGCAGUCCUCCCAGCCCAGUUUCUCCUCACAAGACCAAGAGCCUCUCCCUAGAGAGCUCUGACCAUGUGAGCUGGGACUCAUGAACUGCUUCAGCAUUCAGAUUUGACAUCACAGUAGCUUGUUGUCCCCAUGGCUUGUUGAAGUUCUUACCUUCAUCAUCCUUAACCCUUCCAUUCCCUGUCUGAAAGUGAUCUGGGAGCGGGGUUCAGAAGCUGGUUAUCUUCAGCACUGUUCAGCAUUGCCUCACUCUCAAUUCUCUAAAUUUGACAGCAGCACAUGAGCAAAGUUAGGGUCUUGGUAAAUAUCAGAUUCUGUAGUUUUGUAUUAGCAUUGGUCUCAUUUAUGUGGUUACAGCUGCUUCAUUUUUAAAGAUUUAUCUAUUCCACUUCCCAAAACGUAGCUUAAGGAAACCAGAUUAGUAUCAACAAGAGUAAAUUCAGAAUGAUUUGUUUUCAUAAUAAUAGCUCCUAGUACUGUACAAAAGUAGCACAGGCCCUGCUAGGGGAAUGAUCAGUAUGUCAGAGGCACAUAAAAGCUUUCAGCCACCACUUUCGAAUGUCAAUCUGAUUGUCGCCAGCAAAUCCUUAUUGAUUAUAGUGAUGCAUAUUUUACUACAGUACAGAGUUAUAAUAAAUACUCAGAUGUUAAAGUAAAAUACAUAUGUAUAUAUUUAAACAAAAAAAAAAAAAAGCAUUGAGGAUGCAGCAGAAGAUGGCUGCUUAUUUAAGAGAGCCUUUAAUUUAAGAUUUGUGUUGUCCCUGUUUUCAUGCUCAGUAGUAUACAGACUUGGAGGCCUGGCCUAAAACCUUCCACAGGACAGUUAUUCUCUUUGUGUGUCACUCCCUGCACUGCCAGGAGAGUUUCUUGCAGUGCUUUCACAUUUCUUCACUUCUGGCAGUAACAUAACUGAAGCUGUAAUUCUUGCUUUCAUGUUAGUCUCCAUCCUUUGCAAAAAUGACAGUUGGAGAAAGCAACCCCCAGCCCAGACAGCCAUGGACAUAAGUCAGCCAUGUGGAUGCCCUGGCUCCUUGUGUUCCUUCAGCUCUGCAGCUGAGGAACCUUACAGCAUGCUACAGUAGAGGUCCUUAAUGCAGCGAGGGAGUUCAAUGCGGUGAGAUUUAGCAGGAAAACUGUUUCCCUGGGUCAGCCGAGGUUUAACUCAGAAGGAAGCAGUCUUCCACAUCUCCUUGACCAUCCAUAACCAGAAAACUGUUACUGAUGUUACCAAAUACUACCUGCUAAUAUAUAUCAGCCAAAGGAGUGCCCUUAGCCAGAAGCUAACCAUGGGUGGCUAUGCUGUAGCAGUGAAGAACCUUGAAGACUGACUAACGCUGUUAACACUGUGGUAGUGGAAGAUGCCUGGUCACCCACACCUUCCAGAUGGCAAGGUUUGUUUUUCUCUCCCUCCCCACCUGUGCUGUGAGUUUGUGCAAUUUGCAGUUGUUUCUGUGUGCUCACCUCCUGUUCAGUUCCAACAGAAGGCCAGGUUAGAGGGCAGAAAGUAUAGCAGGAGAAGACAGAGCCCACUGAAGUUGCAAAAAUAAGUAAAAGCUGAAGCUGGUCAUGCAGUAAACAGAAUAAAGUGAGAGACUGAUGUACAAGUGCAUGGUAAGAUGUCUCUUUAAUUAGGCAGGCAGAUGUGUUUUUCAUUUGGGAGUGUAUUCAAAUGAACCUUUCUGCUCAGUAGCAUUGUCGCCGGCUUUAUACUAUGAUCAUACUCAAAUACAUAAGGGCUUUUUGUAUUUAGAAUUCUGGUUCUUUGUGGGUUUCAGAAACUUGUUAUGGCUCUUACUAAACCAUUGCACAUUCUUUUGCAGUCAGCGGUAGAUAGUGUUUCACCAUACAGAGAUGUUUGGAGUCUUCUGGUUUCUUAUCUAUCACUAAUGGAAGUGAUAGGUAAGUUCAGACCAUGUGCAGUAAUUUCCAGCUGUGAUCUGAAUGUGAAAUAGGAAAUGAGAGACAUAUCGUUUAAUCCAUUUAGUCAUGCCAUGUCUCCUAGGUAAGAUUUCUCUGAAUCUCUAGGUUGAAAAGUUUGUCCAAGCUCACUUUGUGUCAUUUUGAGAAAGGAAUUCAGGAAUACUUUUUUUUUUAGAAACUUUAUCAAAAGGCUGCUUUGGAUUUUCAGAGAAUGAAACUGAUUGUGUUGUUUUCACUUUAAAGCUACUACCUUUGCAAGCCUAGCAUUUAAUAUUAAAAGCUUUAGUAAACAGAUAAGCACUUGAAAUUAAUUCCUUCCAGAAUAGUUUUAGUCUGAGGGACAGUCAGAGUGCUAUUGGCAUUAUUAAAAUUCCACAUCAGCUUCCUUUUAAAGGCUGUAUUUUGCUUCAAGUAUAGCCACUGCUUUUUCCCCACAGUUCCCUACUUUUGGUGAACCAUGUGCACUCUUUUCAAAGCCUUUGCAGACUAGUUUUAAAUUUUCUGUAUGUUGUAUUUAAACAUUAAUCUUAUUUUGAUAUUGAGAGAAUGCAUUUAUAGAGCAGUCAUUUACGAUAGAGCAGCCGGCAUGACAGUUCUGUGAGAGAGGGUCAGAGCAUUCUAUUUUGCAGCUGAGCUAAUGCUUUAUCUGAAAGUGGAACCCAAAGAGCCAUGAAGCAGCAAACCAUUAAAUUGAGUAAACCUCUGUGUUUACUCAGUUUGGUGCCUGCAAUCUAUUGAUAUAAAAACCACACAUUUUCAGGCAAAGCAUAGGUCAGCUGCGAUACCAAACCAAGCUCCAGAGGAUGAGGUCCACAGCCCAUUGCUGUUUCUACACCACAAUUUCUCCUUAGGAUUACUAUAUUUAAUCACUAGUUUGGCACUGUGUAUUUUUAUACAGUGCUCUUCAAAGCAGAAGCAGCAACUGUACUCUCAGUUAAAGCAAAUGACCACAUCAGUUAUUUGAAAAGAGAAAAAUUGUCCUAGGACUUGAAUACUUUUACAUAUUUGGGGACCAUUUGACUAUACUCUCAGUUUUCAACCCUACUUUUUGUUUUGUUUUGUUUUUUGUUUUUUGUUCUGUAUGAACACUAAAAAUAUAAGCAUACUGUAGCUAAGGAAAUAUAUGCAUACUGUAGCUGAGGUGUUUUUUUUUUAAAUACUUACUGGGCUAGGAAAAGUAACUCGAUCAUUUGAACUGUAAGACUCUGGACUGGUACCUCAAAGACAGACAGCUGUCUGGUAAGAUUUGAUGCUUACUCCUUUGCACUAUACCAUUGCUUCAGCUUCACAGUUAGAGGGUUGCAUUUUGUUCAGGGAGUUUAAAAAUCUCCCAUUAAAGUUCUGACUAUCACACCUAUUCUCUGUACACAGUAUAUAUCUAGCUGAUUUUUUUUUUCCUUUUGUCUGAGACCAGACUCUGCUUAAACAUAUGGGUUGUUGGGGUUUUACAUUUUUCUCUUUUGAUGACAACAAAGGAUCUGAACAGAUUCAGGCAGCUACUAAAAACUCCAGGUUAUAGAAUGAAAAAGGUUCGGUAAAUAGUUUUCCCCUGCACAUGUGCACGCAGAGAGAUGUGGCUUCCUUCCAGAGUUCAUAAACUGAGAAGCAGGGUUAUAGCAGUCUUUCCUUUAUUGCCUUUGAAGCUAUCUGGUGGAUUCAGAAAACACAUGCCUGAGGCUGUAGUUAAGCACUUGAUUCUUUUCUCUCUUCUCUCAGUUGCUGUGGCUUGUUGCAAAUGUGCAUUUUGUCCAUUUUAAUGAGUUUCAAAACUAAGCCAGGAACGGUGUCUCACUGAUUCUGAUAAAAUUAUAAGUGAGGUGUGUUAUUUUCAGGUAUAAAUAUAUAGGAGAGGGACGUUAAGAGUCUUGUCAUACCAAAAGAAGCCCAAAAAGCAUAGUUAGAAAUGUAGUUUGAUUGCACCUAACCGAUUCAUGGAGUGUGUCAGCCUUUCAAAUAAACCAGUUUGAACAUUAAAACAGAAAUAAGUUCUGACACCAUAUUGUCUUCUAUAGCCAGGCAUGUAAUGACAGGACAAACAAGGUCUUGGAGGAAAGAAAGGGUUUUUACAUUUUUAUGCAUGCUGUUUCAUUUUAAAUUAAUACAUUAAGGUUAAAAUCUAUUGCACUGCAAGUACCCACACCUCCUGAGCCUUAGUCUGAGAAUCAUUUGCACACAGUAGCUGCUGCUGUGCUUUGGGUUUCUUUGUUCUUUAUUUAAUAGGAGUCAGUUCCAUGGAAGAAAUGGGACAGUUUCCUGCACCAGCAGAAACUGCACCCUUCCAUUUGCUUUGUGUUCACACUUGUUUUUGAAAAAACACCCCCAACAACUGCUGUUGCAGGCUUUGCAGUCUAAAUUCCAAUGCCUUUCAUUCCAGCUACAGCUCAGUACAACCUGUUUUCACUCUGCAUUUAAGAAAAUCUCAUCCCCAGGGAAGAAAUCCACAAACUUACCAAUGUUGGUAUUUCAGAGCAAUUAUACCUGCUUCUUUAUGUAUGACAGUUUCAUAUCAUUUAUUUUUAAAAUAUAUUUUUUAGAUUUUUUCAUUGUAAUAUUAUUGUACAGUUUUGCAUGGCAUAGAUGUAAUCACUUUUUUUGUUUGUUUGUUUUAGAGAAUAAAAGCUGACAAGUAUGUGUGUGGGGGAAAGAUUCUGCUUUUUGCCUCUUCUCACUAUUUGGUUUAAUGCCCUCAGAGAUGUAGGGAACAUUGUAAGAGAUUCUCUGCUACAGAACAAUGAUGUAGAUAGAUUCUUUUGCACAGAAAUAUUUAAGGUGGAAAAGUCAACAAUGUAAAAAAUUACUUACCACCAAUAUUUUAUGUUGGUUACACUUAAUAUUAACCUACUUUGAUGUACUGCAAUAAAACAAGGAACUGUUACAAA
Molecule: messenger RNA, 10299 nt
Organism: Calypte anna (Anna's hummingbird)
Lineage: Eukaryota; Metazoa; Chordata; Aves; Apodiformes; Trochilidae
Gene: CDC42BPA
Product: CDC42 binding protein kinase alpha
Biological process (GO): actomyosin structure organization; peptidyl-threonine phosphorylation
Cellular component (GO): cytoskeleton; cytoplasm; actomyosin
Molecular function (GO): ATP binding; protein serine/threonine kinase activity
Source: RefSeq, a predicted model, not a curated record